UCCGUGCGCGCGAAGGUUCGUCGCAGCCCGUCCGUUGAAGUCUAUUGCCAAGUCGCUUGCUUGGUGGUGUUUUUCGUUUUUCUGGUUGACACUUUUAUUGGAUUGUUUUUUUUUCUUGUUUCUUCGGGAUUGUCGAUGAAUUUUGGAGUUUGUGCGCGUAUGCUUUUCGAUUGUCGAUUUUUAUCAGUUUGUGAUUACACCGUCGUGAUGGAAACUUGAAUUUCGUGAAUCCCUUUCGAGGUUUGUUUGGGGCCUUUCGGAGGGUCUAAAUUGUGUGAUUUUUUUUUCAACUAUACGAUCAGGUCUCUUUUGGAAGUGAAGGAAAAAACCAAAUCGUGUGCGAUUCAAAAAGUGUUUGUGUACUCGUGCCUGGUGCACCUGUUGGUCUGUGUACUGAGGCUGUUGUUGAUUUUGUUAUUUGCUCAAGUGCAUUCGGGGUUUUUCAACGAAAUUAGUGCAGAGUUGGAGGCCCUUUAGCGCGUGCCCAGGGGGAGCCAAUCGAUAUGUUUUCGAUACGAUGUACGCAGUAGUCAAAAGCUGUGGCGUUGUGUUGAUUCUGUUGCGCGAAAAAUUGUAUAAUCCACCGUGUGCCCCGUGAAUGAAUGAGUAAUCAGCCGGAAAGGAGGCCCUCGAUAUUUGCUAACUCAUCCAACACUCAAAACUGGUUUAAGCUUUUAUUUUCGGCGAUAGUUUAUUGACUUGCAAAUUGACUAAUCAGUUAUUGAUCAUUUUUCCCCCGUCUCUCACCAAAUUUGCCUUAUCAAUGCGCCAUCUAAUCGUUUAAAAAAUUCGGAAAAGCAUAUCGUUAGCGAUCAAGUUUUUCUUUCUACCAAUCCAUUCCACACAUUUGCUCGAAACAUUCAAGGGGCCACCUCCUUUGCCCGGCUAGAAAAAUGAACCUCGAAAUCAUCGGACUGCUGCUAGUGGAUAGAGACGAUAAUUUGCGCUGAUGCGACGCCCAAAGAAGAAGUGAGUGAGAAAGUGAAUCACCACCCCAUCGCAUAACAUCUGACGGGAGCGACGAAUUUUCUGAACCUCAUCAAGGACUGCCAGCCGCUAGCGGAUUUCCUGCUCCAGCGAGGAGUCGCGAGAAUUAAAAGAUGAAACGCAGAGCAAGAAUGAAGGUUCUCAAAAUCCUGCAAUCAUUCUCGCAGGGAACGUUCGUGGCACUUGUAUUGCUGCCGCUGUUCUUCUGCUAUGGAUACAGCCGAGAGCCUGGGUACCUGGACUUCGAUAACCUACCGGAAACGAACUUCACCUGUGCCGGAAAAGUCAUCGGGGGCUACUACGCGGACAUGGAAGCAUCCUGUCAAAUGUUCCACGUGUGCACCAUCGGCCAGGGAGACGAACCGAUGGACAUCAAAUUUUUGUGCCUCAAUGGGACCGUUUUCGAUCAGGAAACACGAGUCUGCGAGCGGGUGGACGAAGUCGAUUGUUCCAAGUCCGAACGCUUCUACUAUCUGAAUCUGGAGCUGUACGGAAACACCGUUAUCCCAGCACCGGAGGAAAACAGUUCCGAGGAAGGAGGUGCACGCAGUCCUGCUACGUCAUCGACGACAUCAACGACUACCACCACGACUACCAGGAAACCUCCAACGACUACACCUUCGCGUAGAUUCAUAUUUAACAAUAACAAGGGAAGUCCAAUUGUGUCCUCAACGACGUUAACAACGCCGACCCAUUCUUAUUCAACCACCACUUCCAAGGGCACGGAAGAGGAAGAAGAAUACGAGUACGAAGAUGAGGCGGAAUAUGGCGAAAAGGAAGACGCUUCUGGCGCUUCUGGCCCAGCAGCUCCGACGAUUGAUGAAGACGGUAACUUUUCACCGCAGCAAUUCACUCUGCAACAGCAGAACCAACGCGGACAAAGCAAACCCGAAGAGACGGGACAGAAAGGUUCCAAACCUGCCGUUUCCUUCCAGCAGCAACAUUUCCAAAAUGGUGGCACUCUGGCUGUGACCAACUCGCAUGUGACCGUCACUACUCAUACCACUAGCACUAAUGUUAAUAAUAGUAGCAAUAGUAACAAUACUAGCAACCUGAAGAAAAAUGCUCAACAACCUCUAACGCAGAAAGAGAAACAUGCUGUUGAACAGCAAAGACUACAACAGGAACAAGCACUGAUACAGCAACAGAUGAUUGCGAAACAGCACGAAGAGUUGCAGAAAAAGCAACAAGCAGCCGCUGUUCAGCAACAGCAAAAAGCCAUUCAACAGCAACAGAAACAAGUCCUGCAACAUGAAACUGAGAUCAAGAAUCAUCAAGCGCUUCUGCUACUGCAUCAACAGAAGAUAACUCGUCAGCAGCAGAAGCAGCAACCUACGACUGCCAAACCAGCUGUGGAACCGCCUUACAAUCCUUAUGUCACUAUCAACCCUCAGAUCCAACAACAGCAACAGCAACAACAACAACAACAACAACCAAAGAGAAUUCCUCUGCUGCAACAAGCUCUCCCUAGCGUUUCUCAGCUGGCUCCAUUCCGUCUCAGGGCUCAAGGAUUCAAGUUACCAUCACAGCAGCAGCAAGAAGAGCAAAACGAACGAUUCGAAGGCUACAGAAGACAGUCACCCCCACAGCUUCGCAACCAGAAAGACAUCUCGCUUCAGUUUGACCCGGAGGUAGAAGACCUUACGCAAAUACCGCAGCACAAAGAGCUCAAACGAUCAGAUCCGCCAUUUCACAGCUCAAUCCAUGGUAACGCGACCCCGCCCCCAACACCAUCAACUGCCAGAAUUACGUCGAACGUCCAGAAAUCAUCAGCCACCCAAUCUACGGCAGCUACGGCUGCUACCCCAAGUCUUCAGGACGAAACGGUAGAGUACGAAUACGAAGACUACAGCGGUGAAGUGGGAGAAGCCGAAGUUGCCAGCAACCCUAGUUUAGUAGAUAGUGUUAGGUCUAAUACCAAUAGUGAAAUUGUAGUUACGAAUAAGCGCUCCGGCGAGGAUCAGCUGGGCAACACUCAAACUAUCGGCCCCAGUGCUGCCAGCCAGCCGGGCAGCAGUAGCAGUAGUAGUUUAAGUUCCAAAAGCAAACCCAACACAAGUAGAUUCAUUAUCAACAACGAGAAUCACAAAAGCACUUCGACGGGUUCGUUCAGUCGAGGCCGCGAUGGUCGGCUUCUGUACGAUAGCAGAACCGUAGUGACGCCACGGGUUAGCUACCAUCCCCAGCAGCAGCACCAGUCGAAGGUUAUCGUCACGACCAGUACCUCGAUCCGGGACAAUCAGGGUCGGACGAUCAACUAUUCGAUUAGCGAGGGCGGCAGCAAACCUACGACACCGACUUCGGUCGUGCUAGUCACUGCUAAGUCAGCAAAGGCUGGCCGCACCUACGACGAGUACAAGGAGGACGACGUUUUGACCGAUCCGUUCUUCCUGGACGUGCCCAAGGUAGGUGGCGCAGGUCGACGGAAACGACGGGCUGUCGCGAUACAGAGGAAACGAAAGAAGCGGUUUAUGCCACAGUUUAAGUGAACUCCGGUCGUGUGAACGCCUCGGUUUGAGUAGAACGCAAAACAAUCAUCUCGCCCCUCCCAAACAAAAAACCGGAAGAUUGCGGAUUAGGGCUGGAGAGGUGUUUGGGAAUAGAACUGGUUGAUGCGUCUUCAACAAAGUUGUUUAAACCGUUUUUCAACCUUUACUUCUAAGGCUAUUUGAAGCAAAUAUUAAGAUUUACGGGCGCAAACUUUAAUGAGAGUUGGCGUUGGUUAGCUUUUUAACCCUUAACUGCAUGAGCUACAAUUUUGUUGACUUCUUGCUAAAAGAUUUAUUCCAAAAAAAACUAUUUUUUCAAUAGUUUAAAUUUUUGAAUAAUGUCAAAAACUAGAAAAAAAAUUAACUUUUUUUUGUGGUUUAUUCUCUAAUCGCUUGUUGAUUUUUAGAUACAGUUAAAAAGCUUGAAAUAAAUAACAGUACUGAAUAAAGCUUCAAAAUGUAAAAAAAAACUUCAUGAUCAUAUGUAUAUUUGCAUGUAUGCAGUGGAGGUAAAGUUGCCUUUUUUAUAAUUAUUUAUAUACGGGAUUUUCAUCCGCUUGGAUAAUUCAUCCCUAUUGCAAAAUCUAAACUUUUUUUUCCCGUCGUAUUUUAUGCAAGAAAAAAAGUUGGAACUUCUGCCCAAGCUAUCCUGUCAAAUGCACAGUCAUAUGUUUUAUUUACUAGGGAUUUUUUAAAUAAAUAAUUUGUUUGUCUACUAAAGAUGUUCCUCUGCACUCUGCUUCACACAGCAGAGUCACAAAUCAAUGGGUAGCUGUUUUUUUAGCAUAAAGAUGACAUGUUACGUUUAAAAAAAAUGCAAGUUGUCCUCAGUGGUUUCCAAACUUUUAUCACUGACCCCUCAAUGCGAUUUUUGAGAAAAAAAAUUUGUUAACAUAUUUUUCCCUGUAAAGGAAUAGAGAGAACUUAUUGUAUAUGUAGUUGAAAUCCGGUGAUUGGUAACCUUGCCAACCAGCGACAAUUAAAAAAAAAUCAUCUAACAACUCGGCAAUCGGCAACCCUUUCUUUUGUUUGGUUCCGACACUUGGAAGAUGUUUGAUAGAUGUCUGGUCAAAAUGAAUCGUUGUCAGUGAUGUCGCCGUUGCUGAUGUCGACGAAAACUCUGGGUUGGGGACAAUAUAAGAUUUAUUCCAGAUUAAAUUCAGCAACUUUCGGUUGCUUUUACAGAAAAUUCUUCGAGCACUCGUUAAACAACAUUCUUUUAUUUUAUUUUAGAUUCCAGUAAGAAUAUUUAAAGAAAAAAUUGUUAUGUCCGAUUAUUAUCGUCUUGACUUCAAAAUGACUUCUUUCGAAAUCCAAAUAAAACUAACUACAGUGAGCGAAACAAGAAUAAAACCACUAAGUGUUUUGCUUGUUAAAAAAAUAAAUGAUUGAUAUUCGUCAAUAUUUUCUUCCAAAAUUUGUUUUAAAUUGUCCAACGGAUAAAUCAAGCAUAAGUUUACUUUUUUUGGAUGAAGCAAUUGGCAUUGAGGACCAAAAAUAUCAACAAAUUGUGCGAAAUAAGAAUAGUACCGCUUAUUUUUUUUUUUCAAAAAUCAAUAAUAUUUCCAAAUUUUUUUUUGUGGAAAAAUUAAUAAUGUUUGAAAAUUCAACUGAAUUUAUAGGCGUUUUUCAGUAAUCCAAAAGAAGGGUUUUUAAGAAGGAAGCACGAAGGAAUUUGACAAUUGAGCUUUUAUCUCCAAUGCUCUCAAGGAAAAAAAUAGCUUGAAUCAGAGGAAAGAAUGCUUAAAACGAGAUUCUCUAACAAUUAGAUGUUGGUCACACGAUACACAGAGAAAUGGUAUAGCAUUGCCAGGCCCAUGCAGUUCUAUUCAACCAAUGUGGAGCAAAUCUCUCUGAUUUAAGCUUUUUUCCUCAGAUUUAAGCUUUUUCUCAGAUUUAAGCUUUCAUCUCCAAUGCUCUCAAGGUAAAAAAAGCUUAAAUCUGAGGAAAAAAAAUGCUUAUGAACGAGAUUCACUCACACUUAGCAAAUAGAUGUUGGUCACACGAUACAUAGAGAAAUCGUGUUGCAUUCAGAUCCCGGCAACAUUACACGAUUUGUCUAUGUAUCGUGUGACCAACAUCUUUUAAUAAUUUCUUGGUGAAUCUCGUUUUUAAGCUUUUUUUUCUUCAGAAUUAAGCUUUUUUUGCCUCGAGAGCAUAGGAGAUGAAAGCUCAAAUCUGAGAAAAAAGCUUAAAUCUGAGGAAAAAACUUAAAUCUGAGAGAUGUGCUUCACACGGAUUGUGUAACGUUGCCGGGAUCUGGCUGCAAUGCUAUAAAAUCCGUGUGAAGCACAUCUCUCAGAUUUAAGCUGUUUUUGUUAGAUUUAUGCUUUUUUCUCAGUUUUUUUCCUAUGCUCUCGAAGCAAAAAAAACUUAAAUCUGAGGGAAAAAAAGCUUAAAUCUGAAAAAAAGCUUAAAUCUGACAAAAAAAAGCUUAAAUCUGGCAAAAAAAAAGUUUAAAUCUGAGAGAUGCGCUCCACACAAACCCCUGCAAUGAUACAGUAUUUUUCUAUGUAUCGUGUGACCUACAUCUUUUUGCUAAGUGUUAGUGAAUCUCGUUUUUAAGCUUUUUUUCUUCAGAUUUAAGUUUUUUUGCCUUGAGAGUAUAGGAGACGAAAGCUUAAAUCUGAGAAAAGCGUGAGAGCGUGUUUUUAUCAGGCCCCUGCAACGUAGGCCCCUGCAACGCAGGCCCCUGCAACGAUACAGGAUUUGUCUAUGUAUCGUGUGACCAACAUCUUUUAAAUAUGUGCUCGUGAAUCUCGUUUUUAAGCUUUUUUUCCCUCAGAUUUAAGCUUUUUUUUUUGCCUUUUGAGCAUAGGAGAUGAAAUCUCAAAUCAGAGAAAAAAAGCUUAAAUCUAAGGAAAAAAGCUUAAAUCUGAGAGAUGUGCUCCACACGGAUUGUAUAACGUUGCCGCGAUCUGUAUAGCAUUGCCAGGUAGGCCCCUGCACAGAUCCCGGCAACGAUAUACAAUCCGUGGGGAGCACAUCUCUCAAACUUAAGCUUUUUUCCUCAGAUUUAAGCUUUUUUUCUCUGAUUUGAGCUUUCAUCUCCAAUGCUCUCAAUGCAAAAAAAGCUUAACUCUGAGGGAAAAAAGCUUAAAAACGAGAUUCACCAACACUUAGUUAAAAGAUGUUGGUCACACGAUACAUAGACAAAUCUUGUAUCGUUGUCGGGAUCUGAGAGCAAAGGCGUUACAAUUUAUGGGAGCUUUUCAUCAACAUGCCCUCUAGCCUAAAAUUUCAACACCUACCAGGCUUUCCUCUAUUGGCGCACGAAUGCCACCUUUCUUUCAUACUCUUUAAAAAAAAUUCGCCGAACAUGCCAUCUAAAAUUUCGAAUCAUAAAAUAUAUGGCGAUUAAAAUCUUACAGCAAACUCCCAAUUUUGACAAUAAUUAUGCCCAUAUUUUUUCCAGUGCAUAUCGUCAAGGAAACGCCCAAAUUGCUUCUUUUAAAAAUCGUAACGACAAAAAUUUUGAGAUUUUAGUGAUUUUAGUAAGCGUAUCACCAGUUAGUUCUAUUCCCAGCACCCGAGUAACCAUAGAAUUAAUGUAGGACAAAGAAAUACACAAUAUCUGUCAAUAUUAUUUCCUAUUUGUAAAUAUAUGUUUGUUUCAUUACGCAAAUCAAUGUUCAAACCAGGCAGACAUACACUCACACACAGAACAUGGUGAACAAAUACUCAAAACUAAUUCGUAAGUCAGAUAUCUACCUAUAUUAAAUGCGAAUGUUUAUCGAAAACUAUUCUUCCGGAUGAAUGUUUGCUGCUGCGAUGCAGAAAGUUUGUACAUUAUGCUGUAUAGAGCUGUAAAUUCGACUAUGAAACCGGACCAUAAAAGAGUCCAAUUUUAUCAUAAUUUGUGUGUAGCCGAUAGGCUGGUUUUAACUUUUUUGUUUACGUUUCUAAUAUAGCUAAUUUAACUUGUACCAUUACCAUGUGUAUCCUGAUUUACUGUAAUUAUAGAUGUUAUCCUUUGGUUAAGUACUGUACAGAAUAAAAGUUACGUUGUACUAUAGGGUAGUCGGAUAACGUGGAAGUUUCACAUCCAACAAAAUGGGGAUGUGCUUCACUUGAAUUAUCCAGGUAAUUUGUCAAAUGUGGUCACCCACAGAAGAAAUAAUCGCUUAUGAACAAGUUAUGGACACGUUGGAGUCGGUUGAAAAUUGAAGGAUGAUACACUUUGUAGAUUCGGGUUUUUUGACAAAACACACAAAUCGACGAGCUCGUUACAAUCAUCCAUUAUCAUUAAGUCAAUUCGAUUCAGGAACUUCAAACAAACAAAAAACAGCACCAGAGCAAAUAAAUGCUAGGAA
This is a messenger RNA of Uranotaenia lowii, 7789 nucleotides long. RefSeq lists its product as uncharacterized. The transcript is spliced from 6 exons. NCBI's taxonomy places the organism in Eukaryota, Metazoa, Arthropoda, Insecta, Diptera, Culicidae. The record is from RefSeq and is a predicted model, not a curated record. Gene Ontology annotation, cellular component: extracellular region. Gene Ontology annotation, molecular function: chitin binding. The coding region runs from base 1101 to 3476 and encodes 791 amino acids.